AUGAUGCUUAUACAAAUUCCAAUAAUACUUUUUUCAACAUUAUCAUAUGUAAUAUUUACAGAAUAUUCAACAUUUACUGCAACAAUGGUUAAAUCUACUGAUCAAAAAGCUGUUGAACUUGUAAUUAGAAAUAUUGUUUCAAUUACAUGUUAUAUAACAUUUGCAUGUCCAUUUUUUGUUUUCUUUUCUACAUCAAAAACGUUUAGAGAAGACGCAAAAAUGUUAUUUUUAUGCCAAAAAAUUAAUUUAUGGAGACCUAAUCAAAUUCAACCGUAUUCCAUAACUGUUCCGGGAAAUAUACAAUAUAUAUCAAUGAGAACUCAUCAAAUGCCAUCUUAUUUCACCACUAUGGUGAAGAAUAUAAAACCUAUCACAACUAAUGAAGAAUGA
Rotaria sp. Silwood2 is the source of this 390-nucleotide messenger RNA. NCBI's taxonomy places the organism in Eukaryota, Metazoa, Rotifera, Eurotatoria, Philodinida, Philodinidae. The record is from the annotation of a GenBank genome assembly.